GCAGCUCCUGUCCCUUACGUCUCUUUGUGGGGAAACAGAGGGAACACUUUCUAGAGCAUAACUGGAGACAGAGACACAGAGUUCCAGGCAGGACGCCCAGGGUUCCAGCCUACAGCCACCCCUGGCACAGCCCUGAGGGGGACAGCUCCCACAGAGCACCUUGGCCAAGAGGUCCACGAAAGGAGAAGAGACGCUAAUCAACUGGACCGUCCCAGAAAGUGAGAUGAGAGUUGAUGAUAUGAAUGAUGUGAAUCCAACUGAUCAAUGUGGGAUCUGAACCCUAAGUGAGAGGUGUAUUGAGUGUGUUGUCUAAAGUAAACGUUUUCUCUUGAAAAGUUAGGCUGAAGCAUCGAAGUAUCCAGGUUACAAGGAUAAAAGCUCAUCGAGAGAAAACAAGAGAAAGGACACUUCAGCUGAGAAUGUAUGCAUUUUCAAGGUUCUUUUUCACGUCUUGAAUUGCCCCAUUUGUAUUCUUAAUUCACCACCCAGCGUUUAUCUUAUUUUUUCAGCUGUCUGUAAAGCAGCAUGAAAAGACUCCAUUGAAAGCACUUUCUGCAAGCUGGAUAAUAUUCCUUUCUAAACCCUUGAAACUUUCGCAGACGUCUACAGAAAAAAGAAACCUAUAACGAGAAUAAGAAAAACAAUGCUGUGCUGGAUCCCAUAUGAGUACGAGUCGCUGACUGGACUUUUAUGAUUGGAGAAGAUACAGGAGUGAAGAGAUGUAUUCCGACUGUGGAGUUGGAGUGGCCAGCAUUCAAAGACAGUAUCAGGUCAGGGACUCUGUCAGACCAUACACCGGACCUGGAGGGAAUACACAGGUCCCAAUGGAAACUGGUGUGACCCCAGCUAGGUGCCCAGUAUAUCAGGUUCAGCCUUACAGUGGGCAGCCCUCCUGCACUGUCAACAGUGUUUCCAACACACAGCCCACUCCGGUGCCUACACAUCUAACUCCACCUCCCGCCGCACUCAAACCGGGCCAGGAUGGGUUCAAGAAGGUUUGUCGCACAGAGGAGGCCAGCCCGUGCCCCUUCCCAGGAUUGGCCUCAGGAGUACUGGAGAUGCGUGUCAAGGAGGGCAGUAAGAUCCGUAACCUCAUGGGUUUUGCCAUGGCUCGCAUGCAGGGGGAUGUCAGUGGUGUUGGGGUUAGUGGAGGCGGUGGCCUGAGGCAGGUUGUUUUCUCUGGGUCAGGUCGUGCCGUCACCAAGACCAUCACAUGCGCUGAGAUCAUGAAGAGAAAAGUGGGGUCUCUGCACCAGCUGACCAAGCUGCGCUACAAGGGUGUGAGGGAGGUGUGGGAGAGCAAAGAAGGGGGGGCAUCGGAGAUGACUGUUCACAGGACCGUCCCCUCCAUCAGCAUCCUUUUGUCCAAAGACCCCCUGGACCCGCAGGAGCCCGGCUACCAGCCCCCUGAGACCCUCAGUGCUCUCUGGGAGGACAGAGACGGUGUGGAUGCCCUACAGACAGCCAGCAAGAGACCUCUUGGUCUGUCCCCAUACAGUAGUUUCCCUGACUCUAAGAGAGUGUGUCUGAGUCUGGACGAGGGGACUCUGGCUCUGUCCACCCCCCUGGCUAACUGACUGACUGAACUGGUAUCAAACAGUCGAGUGGGAAGGAUCAGAGGAGUUCAUUCUGCACUGCCCUCCACUCAAGCACAGUGCUGAAACAAUCAGAACAUUCACUCAGACAGAACAGUGCUUUCUGAGGAGAACUGAGCACCCUGCCCACCCCAUCCUCCAGAGGUCAGUCAAAAUAGGACCUGAAAGCUUGUCUUUGUAGGUACAACAUUUAUUGAACCCAUUUCUCAGCACAAUCAAUCGUUCGCCUUUGUGCCCAGAAAUACUUCAUGUCAUCAUACUAUAUGUCACACUGUAAAAGCUUAGACAUGACAGCACACUUAUCACAUUUUAAAUCAUCAACACAACAAAACACAGAGCGACCAAUCACCCAAGAUCCCAGAUUUCUGCUUUCAGUAGACUGACAAUACCUUUUGAACAUUAUCGUUAUGUUUUCCUAAUUAUAUCCUACAACUGCAAAUCUGUUCAAAUGCACAAGGUAGGUCCACAAUAUUGUAAUGAAUACACAGAAUAUCUACACUCCCCUCCGUAUAUAUUUGGACAGGAAAGCUAGCAUGUUUCAUUUGGCUCUACACGCCAGCAUUUUGGAUUUGAGAUCAAAUGUUUCAUAUGAUGCAACAUAGAGUAUGUCACCUUUUAAUUUGAGGGUAUUUUCAUACAUAUCCGUUUUACCAUUUAGAAAUGAAUGCACUUUAUGCAUCUAGUCCCCCCAUUUGAAGGUGUCAUAAGUGUUAAAGGCACUUACAAUAGUCUACAUUUUAUACACUAUAACACAAUAAGUGAAUUUGUCCAAAUACUUAUGGCACCUUCAAAUGGGGGGACGAUAUACAUAAAGCGCAUUCAUUUCUAAACUAUCCAUAAUAUGACAAAUGUAUCAUGUUUUCAAAUAUCCAAACAUUCAAAUAAACUAUAUG
Molecule: messenger RNA, 2488 nt
Organism: Oncorhynchus kisutch (coho salmon)
Lineage: Eukaryota; Metazoa; Chordata; Actinopteri; Salmoniformes; Salmonidae
Exons: 1
Coding region: 720-1577 (285 amino acids)
Biological process (GO): tRNA 5'-leader removal
Cellular component (GO): ribonuclease MRP complex
Molecular function (GO): RNA binding
Source: RefSeq, a predicted model, not a curated record